Messenger RNA from Pleuronectes platessa (European plaice), 1363 nucleotides. RefSeq lists its product as uncharacterized. NCBI's taxonomy places the organism in Eukaryota, Metazoa, Chordata, Actinopteri, Pleuronectiformes, Pleuronectidae. Gene Ontology annotation, biological process: T cell activation; positive regulation of ERK1 and ERK2 cascade; interleukin-15-mediated signaling pathway. Gene Ontology annotation, cellular component: external side of plasma membrane; membrane raft. Bases 2 to 997 code for a protein of 331 amino acids. The transcript is spliced from 6 exons. Gene Ontology annotation, molecular function: MHC class II protein binding; protein tyrosine kinase binding. The record is from RefSeq and is a predicted model, not a curated record.
CAUGUCACUUAGAGGAAUUGAUCAACAGGAAGUAAACGCCACAUUCCACCUUUUACUAAGAACCGAGAAGCAGAAAAGAGAAAGAAGAAGAAUGGAUGAAAUCAAACGGAUUAAAAUAUCUUUACAUCUGCUACUGGUGCUGAUUCCGUUUACAGCGCUCGCUGACCAAUUUCCCUCCCUCAUCAUCAGAGCUGGAGCUGAAGUCACUUUGCCUUGUCACAAUGUGAGAGACGAUUAUGUGAACUGUGGAGCUACUGACUGGGUCUUCUAUGAUUCAGAGACAAAUGGAUCACCACACCUGUUUGUAAAAGGCCAGCUCAUUGCAUCUGUGAUUUCCAAAUCUAAAGCAAACCGACUACGUCUCGCUGCAAACUGUUCUCUGGUUAUUAGGGAGAUCACAGCUGAAGAUGCUGGUGAUUACAUCUGCAGACAGUUUGUCCUGACCGAUGAAAAUCAUGAGGUUUUUAUCUCUGUUGUCAACGUGACUGAGCAGGAGAGAACUGAUGAGGUGAUGUUGACCUGCUCUGUGUCGACAUUUAAAACAAGUGACCUCACAGUGAAGUGGCUGUUUAUGAAUAUGGAUGUCGAUGAGAACAACAAAGAACUGAAGACAUCACAGUCUCGCCUCUCGGCCACUGUGAGCUUCUCAAAAUCCCAUUCUGUUCACAAGAUGAAGAACUAUGGCUCAUUAACAUGUAAAGUGAUGGAUGGUUACACAGAGGAAACGUUUGCCUUCAUCCCUCCGUCAUCAGGAGGAAAGAACAAACCAGCUCCAGGAAACAACGAGAUGACAACAGACUGGUGGUGGUACAUUUGUCUGGUUGUGGGUUGUGUCACAAUUGUAAUAUUGGUUGGGAUUCUUAUCAAAUGGAGAGGAAACAAGAUCCAGGCUUGUGAUGAUGCAGUGGCCUACAGCACUGGGGAAGCUCCCUCCUCUUCUACUGGACCCUCAGCUGAUCCCAGCAGCCUCAAUGCCAACAUCACAUUCAUACAAUAGUAGAGUCACAUUGACGUCGAUCUAUUUAUAACAUGAAUCAUUUGAUACAACCUUCUGCUGUGAAAACAAAGUCACUCGUAAUAAUGUGAUUCUCAUUAGAUAGAAAAGAGUCCAAGGUGGGAAAGUUCCCAGAUGAAACUUUGAUUUAGUUUAAACCACUGCCCACAGUCUGUAACGUUCUCUAUAAAAAGUCACUUUUAUCGUGUGGACUGGAUUUAACCAGUUUUCAGCCAUUUUAAUGAUUCUUGAAGUUUGUCGUUCAAAACCAGGAAUAUUUUAUAUUGUAUCUUUAUGUUCUUCUGAUCCAGCUGUUAUUCUAAUACAUUACAAUGGUGACGUGUUAUCUGUAAGAAAAUGUUUACUUUC